AAAAAAAAAAAAAAAAAAAAAAAAAAAAAAAAAGUCAGAUGGCUGUUUGAUGACGUCACUGAACGUGUAAUUCCUAUGUUAAUGAGGUAUUCAAGAUGGAGUCUUUUAGCAUAGCGUAGCUGAUGUCGAGGAGAAACGAUCUAAGACAGUUUCGGAUUAUUUGUAUGAAAUAUGCCGAAAAGACGGAAUGGAGAAAUUCCUCUGCCGGACGGGUGGGAUGUGGGAAGAGAUUUCGAUGGAAAAAUAUAUUUUAUCGAUCAUAUUAAUAAAAAAACUACUUGGAUUGAUCCUCGCGACAGAUAUACAAAACCUCAAACAUUUGCUGAUUGUGUUGGAGAUGAAUUACCUUUUGGUUGGGAAGAAUGUUUUGACAAUCAGAUUGGAGUGUACUAUAUAGAUCACAUUAAUCAAUCAAAUCAAAUUGAAGAUCCUCGACAGCAAUGGAGACAGCUACAAGAAGCUAUGCUAAAAGAUUAUCUUCUUACAGCUCAAGAAGAUUUAGCUGCAAAAAAGGAAAUUUUUGAUAUUAAACAACAGAGACUUUCUCUUGCUCAAGAUGAAUAUCAUCAUUUGACUGCAGCUCUUCAGGGUUUGAGCUCAUGUCCUUCUAAUAUUAGCCUCUGUUCAUCUGGAUCUGCUGCUUCUUCUGCAAGCAGUUGUGCAACUAAAUUUGACCCAGAUCUUUUAAAAGCUGAUGUAGCUUUGGCAAAAGACAGAGUAGCAAGACUUAAGAGAGAGCUAGAGCAAAUACGCACUGAAAUGUAUUAUAAAGAACAAGGGCUAGAAGCUUUAUCACAGGUAGAUCAGCAGUUUUCUGGGCAAACAACAAGUUAUACAUUAGCUGAGGCACAAGCUAUUAUGGAAGAACUUCGGAAUAUUCAGAAAUCUCUCAGUUGUGGUGAAAAAGAGAAGGCUGAGUUAAUGCAGAGCUUAUCAAGAUUAAAAGAUGACUUGUCUCGUUUACAACCUUCAUCACCCGAUGUUUCAACUUUGAAUAUUCCAUUAGAGAAAUUUAGUACAGCAUCACAGACUGAUCUGUCUGGUGAGUUUGCUCCCAUUGGAGCAAGACUAGCCGAAAUGGCGAGAAUGAGGUUGCAGUAUGAUGAAGCAAGAAAAGAAGUGCACCGAAUUCAACAGGAUUUAGCAGAUCUUGAAGAAAAGAUGUCUCCUGGGCAAACAGAAUCUGAUAAAGAUAGGCUACUCCUCAUUCAAGAGAAAGAGCAGCUUCUUCGAGAGCUGCGUAGUAUCAACAUCAAAGGUCGGAGCGAGGGGGAGGUAGCUUCUAUUCAGACAGAAAUAUACAAGCUAGAACAGGAGCUGGGAAAUGCAAUGGAGAUGUCAAACAGAGCAAUAGCGGAUAGAUUAAAACUUCAUGAGCAAAAGAAUAUUCUGCUAAUGCAACUCAGGGAUUCAAUGAGAGUUACUAUGUCUUUAGAGUCUCAUUUGAAGAGCCUCUCUGCUAGCACAUUAUCAGUGUCUUCAAGUAGUUCUCUUGGGUCCUUAAGCACUGGCUCAUUAUCAGCAAGCAGCAAAGGCUCAUUAAGUAGUUUGAGUUUCACUGACAUCUAUGGGCUUCCUCAGUGUUCGGCUGAUCCUUCGCUUCAGGACUUACACAAACGUAUUGGGCAUCUUAUUCACGGUAGCACACAAGUUACUGGAACUACCAACUUUGAAGAUUCUUCCAGUGUCCCUCUUUCAGUUGGUCACAGUGUCCCAUCUCUUUCACCUCGAUCUUCCUUGUCAUCAAUUUCUCCUCCUAUUUCGCCUUAUGAAUAUGGACCACCACCUAGCUAUGAACAGACACAUUUAGAGAGAUUGCAGAGACAGUUGCCAGUUGGGUUAGAGGAACAAUUAGCUGACCUAAAACUGGCUCCUUGUUCUGCAGAUGCUUUACGAACAGAGCAAAUUGUGUUGAGUGAUCAAAAGCUAGUUCGCCAGGGAGGAUUAUUUCUUUCUAGUGAUCAGAAUGUAAAUUUAAGGAACUUAGGAGACUCUCCAAAUGAUUCGCAUAGCAAUCCACCUCUGAGUCCAAUAUGUGAAUUAGGAAGUGAUGAUCUUCAAGCAUGUACAUUUACAAAUUCCAAUAAUCGAAGUGUUUCAGCUGCUGUUAGUGAUGAAUCUGUUGCAGGUGAUAGUGGAGUGUUUGAAGCGUCAAAUAAGCGGACUGCAGAAGAUAGGUUUGGUCUUAGUGAAUUAAAUCUGGAAACUGCUCAAGUGCAAGUGAAACUAAGGUAUUCUCUAGAAGAUGGACUGUUACAUGUUGGCAUUGAGAGAGCUCGAAAUUUAACAGCUUUAUCUGUCCCAGAACAUCAUAAAGUGUGUAUUAAAGUUGCAUUGCUGCCAAUAACUAGUGAUGAAUUAAGUACUUUUACUACUAGUGUAUUAGAAAAUUUAAGCAAACCAACCAUCGGGGAAACAUUUCGAUUCAGUGUCCAACUUGGAAAACUGUGUACAAAAACGCUUCAAGUUAACAUAUGGUCUUUUAGCUCCAAUGCUGAGGAAGAAUGUCUGGGAAGUUCACAAGUUAGCUUAGCUGACUUUUCCCCUGAAACAACCAUCACCAAGUGGUAUAAUGUCCUAAGUUUUCGGUUUAUGCAACCAGAUCCAGUGCCAGAUAAGUGCCCAAAGCGAAAGGAAAAUGAUGAUCGAUCUGAAGUUGCUGAACACCUUCAUACUAAAGUGUUUUCUUUCAAAGAAGAAAGCAGUGAUGAAUCAACCAUUAUAUCGUCACAGACCUCAACUUUAACGAGAAAUCAAGGCUCAGAGAUGGUUGAAUGUGGUAUGGGAGGAGAUGAUUUGGACAGUGAUGAGGAAGAAGAUGAUGAGGAAGAGGAAGGUGAUGUAGGUGAUGAAGUUGGAGCUGUAUUAGAAGAUUUACAAACUUGUGUGGAAUGUGAAGCAGAGCGGUUAGCUCAACAGCAAGAAGUUUCAUCUGUUCAGUUGUGUGAUAAAGAGACUAAUACAGAAUGUGUAUUUCUGCCUGAAAAAGCACUGAAGAAAAGAUCAGAAGAAGCAUCUAAAAGUGCUGUCAUUAAACGAUCGCAAACAUUUUCACCUAGUGCUGCUGUUAAUAAGCAUCAGUAUAUAUGUAGACUAAAUCGUAGUGAUAGUGAUAGUUCUAUGCCAUUAUAUCGUCGAGGUGGACCGUUUCAAAGAAAUUCUCUAGAAAGGAGAAGCCUAAGGUGGAAAAAGCCUCCUGUAGCUUGUUCAAAACAUAGGUCAACAAAUUUUAUGAAAUCGGGAACAGUUCGAACAUCAUUAGACUUAGCUUUAGAUUUGCAGGCAUUUCACAGACGUCUAAACCAACAACAAGAAGAAAUAAAUAGACUAAAAGAACUGAAAAAACGAUUGGAAGAAUCAAAAAUAAAAGGUGACUGUGAUGUGCCUCGUUGGGUUACUGAAAAUGAAAAUCUGCAACUUGCUUUGGCUGGGGUAAGCAAAGGAGUCACAAAGUCUAAUUCAGAAGAAAAAAAAAUAGAAAAGCUUUUGAAGAAAACUUCUAGAGAGAUAUACAAACUAAGAAAAAGCCGUAAGAAACAACCUGAUAUUACUUCAUUCAGGGAGAAAAUGGCAUUUUUCACACGUGUUGAUAUGACUAUCCCCUUGUUACCAUCAGAAAUAAGUACAGAUGGAAUUCAGACAGUAAAAGCAAGUUCUCAGUUAAGGCCUCUUGCUAGCAGUAGUGAACAGAAUAAUGUGCAGCAAAGGUUUGAGUAUAUUAUUGAUCCUGAACUGGGAGUUCAAGUGUGACACAAUACAGUAUUCAUAUAUUCUUAUAAUUAGUACAUAAAUGUGUUACAUAAGUGAAAGCAUUUCAAAAGUGCCUUAAGCUGGGACUUAUUGGAAUGAGAAGUUAUAUUCUUAUGCCUUCAUUUGUUUUCUAAUUUCAUUCAUGAAAAUCAUGAAUAUUGAGUGCCAACAAGCAGAAAACAUUUCUGGUUACUCAUGUUAGUAUAUAUGUACAGUUGUAUCAAUUUAAAUGCUGGCUUGUUAAUGUUUAUCAUGGUAUAAAAUUUUAUUGUGUGUUUAAACACCUCAGUUAUGCUGAAAUCAGGUUAUUUGUCUAUGCCAAAUGGUCUUUUGUUGAUCUGUGCUAUCUAUUCAUGUGCUAUUUCAAAGAUAGAAAAACCUGUUCAUGUGCUAUUUCAAAGAUAGAAAACCUGUGCAAGUGCAAAGUAAUGACAAUCAAAAAUCACUAAAAUAUUUCAGUAGGGAUUUUCAUCUUUAAAAUAUGCAGCACCCUCUGAAAAAAUUCUCAUGUGGUUUUUGAAAGCUUAUAAAAUCAGAAUCUGAUAACAAAAAUGUUCAUAUAUAUUAGAAAUUUUAUAAUUUUUUGUAUAUUGAGGCCCAAAAGAACUAUUUGUAUUGAAGUAUUGCAGCUUUUUAUCUGCCAUUAUGUAUUUAUGUUAAUAAUGUCUCUGUGAUUUAUUGUAAGUUACUUCUUCAUUCCCUUUCACCAACUACUUUAAAUUUGACACAAUCCUUUGUGCAUUAUAUUAACUAAAUGCCUUUGACUAAAAUUUAUAAAUGGAAAUAAUUUCAUUUGUCAGACAUCUUACUGAAAUGAACUCCGAGGAUAAAUUCAAAAAAUGGCUAGAACAUUAGUUUCUUUUAGUUUUUUUUGGAGGGGGGUAAAUAUUUUAUAAUGUUUAUUGUUAAUUACUUGGUAUUUCAGAAAUUGGUGAAAUUCUGAUGAUCUUCAAAGGAAAAUUAUGCUUUAUAAGAGUUCAAAAGAUAUCUUUAAUUAAGGGUAUUUCAAUGAAAUUAAGUGUACACUAUCAAUUUAUUAAAAUGUAAUGAAAAAUGUUUCUAAAUUAUGGGAAGGGGAAUGUGGCAAUGUAUAUGUAUCUUAUUUUAUUUUGUGUCUAAAAUCUAGAAAGUAUAGAAAAAUUGUGAUAAUGUUAUAUUUUGGCAUGUUAUUUAUAUUGUAUCCAUAUGGCAUAUUUUAAUUUUAAGAUUUUGUUUUUUAAAUUUUCUUUAAUAUCUGAAUGUACAUAUCUGCUAAUGUUUGUGUUUAAAAGGAGGUUGUUGAAGCUUUACCAUAUUUGAAGUAUAGCAAGAUUUUUAAAAUUUUUUGUUCUUCACAAAUGAAAUUAAUUUGGAGUUCUUAGAUCUGUUACAUAUUGAAUUUUAAACAGUUUUCUAUUAACAUUUAAACUUUUCUCAUAUUUUACGUUGUAGUUCUUUCUUUUGUGAUGUAUGUGCAUCUUUUCAAGGCAAUUCAUAUUGAAAGGCCAUUUUAUUAAAGAUAAAAAAAUCUUUUAUAUUUCAUAUACACUCUCCUUAGGUUACUGAGUUUUUUUUUUUUUUUU
Molecule: messenger RNA, 5312 nt
Organism: Stegodyphus dumicola
Lineage: Eukaryota; Metazoa; Arthropoda; Arachnida; Araneae; Eresidae
Gene: kibra
Product: WW and C2 domain containing protein kibra
Biological process (GO): negative regulation of organ growth; regulation of hippo signaling; cell migration
Cellular component (GO): cytoplasm
Molecular function (GO): molecular adaptor activity; kinase binding
Source: RefSeq, a predicted model, not a curated record